CUUGGGUAAUUGGCGAUCACGGUAUACAACCUUCAUCCAUCACUCCCUCGAGACUUGACAUCUACACAUUAAAUGCACAUCGUCGAACUUCUGCGUGAGCAUUGAUCACUGAAAACAGGUGGAAGUGCAGUGCUCGAUGUUGACUAUAUGAUCAAUCCUUGUUCCAACUUGAGUGUACAAAGUCUGAAGAAGAAGAAGAUGCGUGGCAAGGACACAUUCUUAUACUUUGCUUUUGGGAGUAAUCUACUUACCCGACGCAUCCAUGUACAAAACCAAUCCGCCAAAGCCGUGGGAGUGGCCAUGCUCAAGGAUCAUGAGCUGGAUUUUCGGCUGCCCUCCAAACGAUGGCAUGGUUGUGCGGCCACCGUGAUUCCCUGCCCAGGAAAACGUGUUUGGGGCGUCCUUUGGGAGUUGAAAAAUGAGGACCUUCAGAGUUUGGAUGACCAAGAGGGGGUAUCGCUUAACAUCUAUCGCCGAUUAAGCGUGAAGGUUCAUUCCCAAGAUGGCUCUGAAGAGUUUCAUCCAUACACCUACCGAGUGCGUGAUGAGAUGAUGAUACCGAAAACAGCCGACUGUCGACCAAGUAAAGUGUACAAGAAUAUUAUGAUUGAAGGAGGCAAAGAAAAUGGACUUCCGAGCGACUACAUUCAAGAAUUGAUAGAUAUUGAAGACAAUGGCUACGACGGCCCCGUGGAAGUGAAACUAGCUCUCAAUCUUAAGAUGGAACAAAAUGAAAAUUCAAGCUCAUGAGAAAGAGUCAUGAACGUGGUAUAAAAUAUAACUUUUGUGUUUUUUGAUCGAAUUAAGAUAUGGCAAGAAAGUGAUCGGCAAAAUACCCACAAGCAAAUGCAAUCAAUAUUUCGUCGAAUUACAAUUUUUCAACGUUGCAAAACACAAACAA
This is a messenger RNA of Tigriopus californicus, 901 nucleotides long. Its product is annotated as gamma-glutamylcyclotransferase-like. Lineage: Eukaryota; Metazoa; Arthropoda; Copepoda; Harpacticoida; Harpacticidae. The record is from RefSeq and is a predicted model, not a curated record. The transcript is spliced from 4 exons. The coding region runs from base 148 to 750 and encodes 200 amino acids. Gene Ontology annotation, molecular function: gamma-glutamylcyclotransferase activity.